This is a messenger RNA of Trachemys scripta elegans, 1806 nucleotides long. It is a transcript of the gene TEDC2, whose product is annotated as tubulin epsilon and delta complex 2. Lineage: Eukaryota; Metazoa; Chordata; Testudines; Emydidae. Bases 85 to 1665 code for a protein of 526 amino acids. The record is from RefSeq and is a predicted model, not a curated record. The transcript has 10 exons.
GCGCUAGGCAGGGCUGGCCCGGCGGGGCGGAGCUUGUGGCGGCGGCAGUUUGCAGGAAGCAGCGGAGAGCGCGAGGGGUGUCCCAUGCCUGCCCCCUGCCCGCCCCGCAGCAUGCUGCCGGUCGGCCGUGCCCGCAGGCUGGCUUCCAUUCUCAGUCAGGCCCUGGAAGACUGUGCUGAGCAAAAGAAGAAGCUAGAGGACAAUCUAACCCUGUGUCGGGCCCUUCUUGGAGACUGGAAAGUGCAAACUCCUGAGAGUCCAAAGCCAGAGAAUGGCCGAAAGGGUGACCAAGAGAGUGAGCCUUCACCCAAGGAACUGGAGGAGCUGGAGCUGCUGAACAGAGCCCUGGAGAGAGCAUUAAGAGUCCGGAAAAGCACCCUGCGAAAUCCUUCGGCGGCCCUAGGAGCUGCAGAAGGAAAGAAGGCAGCAGAGAAGAAACCUGCUACCAGCGCUGUUAGAAUGCAGCAGGCACCUUUGUCUAAAGAGAGUGUCCCUAAGACCAUCAAGGUGACAUCUGUGUGCAAAAAGGCUGCCUCUUCCAAAAAACUCUCAGCCUAUAUGCUGAAAGCUCCGUACAGGACUGAUCCUGUGAAAGCACCCACCAGUCAGAGCUCCAGGGCUCCAAAGGUGGCUGGGAAGGGCUCAACUAAAGGGGCUGCCCUCCAACAAGUGAGGAAGAUUGUGCCAGCUGCCAGUGUGAUUCAGCAAGAGUUCUGUGCUGCUGCAGAACCAUCUGGCUCGCCCAGCUCUCCCCUGCACCAGCAGCAGAGCUCUUCUUCCUUUGGAGGCUCUGCUAGUGGGAAAAACUCGGUAGCUGUCAUCCUACAGGGAAUUGAUCCAGAGAAUGAUUGUCCUGGUUCCUUGGCAGAGUCUCCAGUGACACAGAGCUAUACAGCAGGAGAUAUCCCUGUGGGGAGUACCACGGCCCGCACAUUCACCCUCCAGGAAAAGGGGUCUUUGUUGAAGCUACCGCUUCCCUAUAGGAAAGCCUAUUCCAGGAACUCCAGACUGUGGGAGAAGUGUCAUCUGUGCCAAAGCAGCUCAGCCACAGCUGCUGCAAGGAGUCGCUUUCUAGAGAGAAUGCAGGCGACCUUUUGUUCCUCUGCACCAGCCUUUAGUCCUGCAGAGAUAGAAGAGGAGGUGAUGGUCCUGCGUGAUGCACAUUCUCUCCUGGGCCAGUACAUGGAAGCUGAGACCACAGGCCACCCAACGUGGGAGAGAGAGUACAAAUGUCUCCUGACCCUGGAAGGCCUGCAAGACACAGCAUCCCAGUGUUUGCACAAGCUGCAGCUGCUGCGAGCAGCUGCGGAGUCCCAGAUGGUGGUACACCCGGCAGACUGUACUCACUGUGCAGGGACCUCCCCUGCAGAUUGCGCUCCACUCAGAGGACGAAGAUGUGGGGACACGGGUGUCCUGGCAACACCUCUCCUUUUUUACUCCAGCUUCCAGGAGCUGAGGGACAUGGCUGCCUUGAAACUGCAGGUGCUGAUGCUGCGCCAGCAAAUCGACAUACAGAAGGUUUUGAUAGCCGAGCUUCUCCCCAUUCUGGAAUCCAGGCUCCCUCAUGAUGAUUCUCCAUCUCAUCUGUACCGCUCAGUUUACACCCAACUCUGUGAAGGAGGUGAGCGGUUCCCUGUACUGAUGAAUGAUGAGCUGCCAGACUGACCCUGAAUCCAGCCUGCUAUCCUGCCGGCCAUCCCCACGCCCAGAGAGAGAGAGCCAAGAAAUAAACUUUUCCUAGUAAUUUUUUCCCUCUGCCCACUUGUCAAACAAAAUAAUUAAAUUUUACACUGGUUUCUAACUCCA